Messenger RNA from Clupea harengus (Atlantic herring), 3708 nucleotides. RefSeq lists its product as uncharacterized. Bases 1351 to 3708 code for a protein of 785 amino acids. The record is from RefSeq and is a predicted model, not a curated record. The transcript has a single exon. NCBI's taxonomy places the organism in Eukaryota, Metazoa, Chordata, Actinopteri, Clupeiformes, Clupeidae.
UGUAACAGAGUAUUUUUACUCUGUGGUAUUGCUACAGAUCUCAGCAUGUCCUCCACCUCCGGGUAUUAGUCAUUUUACUUAAGUAAAGGAUAUGAAUAGUUCUUCCACUACUGCUCCCUUUUCUGAUAAAACGCAGACCUAAUCAAAAUAUUCGCUGGUCUCCCUUGUAGCAGAGUGCUUAAUUCAUGCUAGUUUAAUUAUGGCAUGAACGCAAUUUCUAAUUCACGUCAGAGUUACGUCAAUGUGGGAGUGGUUCUUCUUAAUAAAGGGUGCUCACAAUCAAUGGCAGGUGUGAGAGUGAGAAACAGAGACAAACGGAGACACAGCGAGACACAGCCACGUUAGUAGCAAGAGAGCCCAAGUUGAGCCUGGAGGAGUUCGAUAGUAAAUUGGAUACGGGUCAUAUUCCCUAACGCAAAGAGUGCCGGAGUUCGUGGUCUGGAGAAAUCCUUCCGACGCAACACAGAAAACCACACUGAGAAGCCGACAUUGGGAAACCACACUGAGAAGCCGACGUUGGGAAACCACACUGAGAGGCCGACAUUGGAACACCCGGAAUUCCCUCACGGAGAUUAAAAUUGCUCGUCAACCGGAACCGCCAACCUGCCGUACUAUGUUCAUACGGACCGGGGCAGAUCCUAGGUUUCUAUCGACGUUACCGUGAGUCACACUGGAGAGCACCUUGCUCGUACUUUGCGCCUCUCAAGCUGCUUCACACCACAUAAACGCACAUAAACCUACACGCACGCACCCACACACACACCUGCACACACACAGACUGUUUAAAGUGCAUUGGUUUUGUUAAUGUGAAUACAGGCAUUGAAGUUGCUAAUGUUUUGUUGAGUUUGCCUUGACGUGGGUUAAAGGGGAGUUUGAUGUGAUUUUUGAUGUGUGUUUAUUGUUUGGUUUCUAGUAAAUGAGUACUAUGUACGUUUAAAACAAACUUCUGAGCUUUUCUCCUUAUUUGCAUUUACUAAUUUUCGUUAAAUUGCUGACGGUAUCAAACCUAGUUAAGUGGCAGGAUUUUGGGCCUGCCUGGCGCCUGAACUUUAAACUACCUGGGGUUGCCACCGUUACAGAAUGGCGCCUGAACAGGGACUUGAACUGAAAAAAAUUGAGGUUUGUUUGUUGAACUUUUUGAACUCUGAAUUUUGAACUCUUUACAAAAAAAAAAAAACAGAAAAAAAAACCCAUUGUCUGUAUAUAUAUUGUGCUAUUUGUGUAUAGUUGUGCAUAAUUGCUUUGCAUUGCUCUGUGUGUGAAUAUACUGUGGGGGUUUGAAAAGCUCUUUUUGCUGAUUUACGUUAUCUUGUUCCAAGUUGUUUAUACUGGCAUACUGUGUACUUAAUCAUGUCUGCGGAAGAUCAGUCAAGGCCACAUUUAGUGUCUACUCCUCAAAGCAUGCUUCACAUGACACAAUACAAUCACCUUCAUGCUAACAUCCAACUUCCCAACCCUUUGAUUUCAAAGGCUUCUAAAGAUGCAGAGGUAGAGCUGUCUGCUUCUACAUCCUUUAGGCUGCUACUUGAGACUUCUUGUGCUCGUCCAGAUCCUCCAGUGGAGGCUACACAAUCACCAUACCUGGCAAGUACAGAGGACAUGUUAAUGGCAACUCCACCUUCCAUCUCUGAAUCAGACACCUCAGCACAGCGUGAAUUGCCGGCUACUCUUCCUACACCUGCAAGAACACUUGGUAAAAUGGCUCUACAGUCUUUGGACCAACCAGAUUCCUUAUCUACAGGCCCGCUUGGGAACACGGAUGAGCAGACCAUCAGUGCUCUUACUAAAGAAAUGUCACGAAGUCGUUUCCAUCUAGAGGCUAGACUUAAGUCUUUUACAGUCAGAACAGGAGAAGAAAUAAAGAAUCUUAACACAGUUGUAACAAACAGCAAAGCUGACCUAGAAAAUGAAAUGGAGAAAAUGUUAAAGGGAAUGAAAACAUUGGUUGUAGAAGAAGUGAAAAAACAGAACACAACACAGCUUGAUGUAAUUCGCUUUAUGGUGGAACAAUUACAACAGGAAGUCCAGCAGGAUCUUCGUAACCAUCAUGACACUGUUGCUGUCAAUCAUGGAAAUCUGUCACAAAAGAUGGAUCACUGUAUUCGAUUGAUGGAUGAGAUGUGUACCUCUCUAAGCAAUUUACAGGCCCAUGUCUCACAAGAACAUAGUGAACAAGACAUUAAGAUGCAAGCUCUUGACAAUAAGAUUGACACCAGUUUCUCUUACACUAACUCACUUCUUUCUCAUGUGAGGCCCGUGUCCACUCAUAUCCCGCCUUUGUCUGCACAUUGGUCAGUAUCCCACACCCCUCAGUCUGGUACAACGAAAACUGAUCUCAAACAUCUUAAGUUGUCUUUUCCUACCUAUGGCAGGUCAAAUGAUGAUCCUGAUCCUGUGUUGUAUUUGUCUAAAUGCCGCGACUUUCUUGCUGUUCGCCCUCUUUCAGAUCCUGAGAUUCUUGCUGCUUUUAGAACAGUUCUUCACGGUACCGCACGUGAUUGGUGGGAAAUUGCCAUGACUGAAGUCGUGACAUGGGUUGAUUUUGAAAAAAAGUUCCUUUCUGCUUUCUUGUCGGACGACUACCAAGAAGAACUCACAGAACGAGUGAGGAGUCGUAAACAGGGAGAGCGUGAAUCUAUUCGAGAUUUUUCUUUUUCUUAUCGUGCUCUUUGUAAACUCUGGAAGCCUGAGAUUACUGAGAUGGAAAUAGUGAAGAUGAUCUUGAAAAAUAUCAAACCUCAGCUUGCUAGUUACCUUCGAGGUCGAGCUCAAUCUGUGGAGGAACUGGUGAAACUUGGCCAUCAGUUGGAGAAAGACCUAGAACAACACUCACUGCAGGAACAUCGCCUUGCUUACAAUAAGCACUCGCAGCAACAGAAGGGUAUUUCCAAACCUGUGGAGAAGCCUCCUGUGACUUGCUGGCGUUGCAAAGGUCAACACCCACCUGGUUCGUGUCCUCAAUAUCGACCCCCUGCUGGAAGCUAUCAGUCUUCACAACAACCAUCGAAAAACAUGCCUAGACCUUCCAAGCCUGGACAGCAAGGUACUGGAAAUGUGGGUAUAACAUCAUCCACUCGUGGCACUCCUAGGAAACAGCUUACAACCAAAACUACAAAGAAAGUGGGACCUGGUGCUCUUAACAUACCUCAACAGUUGGUAGUUCCUUUAAACAUAGGCACAUGGAAUGGCAAAGCUAUUGUCGACACAGGUGCGAGCUACACUCUUAUCCAUGAUAGUGUGUGGAAAGCACUGAACAGACCCAAUGAAGACUUUAAGCCUUGGACAAGCGGUCCACUCUUCUUGGCUAAUGGAGAAACGGAGACACCUCUUGGCUGGGCUGAAGUGACCAUUGAUUUAAGUCACAAUGCUUGCACCUUACCAGUGGCAAUCCUAUCUCCCAAAGCACUGGCUUACAGAGUAGUCCUUGGUUUAGACUAUCUGUUCUGCAGUGGACUGCAAAUUCAUGCUGCUGACUGUCAGUAUAGUUUUAAGGGCAGACCAGAGACAUUCCUGUUUCAGCAGAACAAUGAUCAAACACUGAACUACAGUGUAUUACCCAAACUCACACUGUUGUCCUCUAUUCCUCCCCCAUGCUUACCCCCUCAGCCUGUUGAAUUAACAGCUCAAGAUUACAUCGAUCUGGCUGUAGCCAAGGCUGAUGUGGAAGAAGACAGCUCUUGGAAUCCAAACCUGAUCUGUGCUGUUUGA